AUGAUUAUUGGAAAGAGCAAUACACUACAACAGAUCUUGGAUCGAUGGCCCGGUAAGCGAACGUUUGGCAUCUAUCGGUUUUUGCCUAUCUUCUUCGCACUUGGAGCUGCAUUGGAAUUUUCGAUGAUCCAUUGGCGUGUAGGAGAAACUAAUUUCUAUAAUACCUUCAAAAAACGGCAGGCGAAAGAAAUUGUGGAAGAAAAACUUCGUCUGCAUCAGCUAGAACCGAUUCCACAGAAGAGGGACUAA
This is a messenger RNA of Anopheles marshallii, 249 nucleotides long. It is a transcript of the gene sloth1, whose product is annotated as small integral membrane protein 4. The coding region runs from base 1 to 249 and encodes 82 amino acids. The record is from RefSeq and is a predicted model, not a curated record. The transcript has 2 exons. NCBI's taxonomy places the organism in Eukaryota, Metazoa, Arthropoda, Insecta, Diptera, Culicidae.